This is a messenger RNA of Chaetomium fimeti, 552 nucleotides long. Its product is annotated as NUDIX hydrolase domain-like protein. The record is from RefSeq and is a predicted model, not a curated record. Gene Ontology annotation, biological process: diphosphoinositol polyphosphate metabolic process; diadenosine hexaphosphate catabolic process; adenosine 5'-(hexahydrogen pentaphosphate) catabolic process. NCBI's taxonomy places the organism in Eukaryota, Fungi, Ascomycota, Sordariomycetes, Sordariales, Chaetomiaceae. The transcript has 2 exons. Bases 1 to 552 code for a protein of 183 amino acids. Gene Ontology annotation, molecular function: endopolyphosphatase activity; diphosphoinositol-polyphosphate diphosphatase activity; bis(5'-adenosyl)-pentaphosphatase activity. Gene Ontology annotation, cellular component: nucleus; cytoplasm.
AUGGCGGCAAGCGGGAAUAAUCGUUCGAUGGAGUCACGGACUGGGAGGAGUAAUCAGAGAUACAACUCGGAAGGCGAGCGCCUGGUUGCCGGCAUGGUGCCGUUAACACAGGACAAGACGUACGUCAUGUUGAUCCAGUCGGCGAGGCGGAAAGGCUGGGUGCUGCCCAAGGGCGGCUGGGAGACGGACGAGGAGUGCCACGAGGCUGCGGCCCGCGAGGCCUGGGAGGAGGCCGGCAUCUUCGUACAAAUCGACUAUGACCUAGGCGACAUCCGCGAGACGCACCCGCGCAAGAAGGCGUCGUUAUUACCCUCAGCCUCGUCAUCCAAAGGCUCCAGCAAGGAUUCGUCCAAAGACGGGAAGGACUCGACCAAGGAGAAGCCCCGCACGCUCUACAGGUUUUACGAGGCCACCGUUACCAGCGAGGAAACCGACUGGCCCGAGCGGGAGAAGCGCACGCGCCAGUGGUUUACCUUCGCCGAGGCCAGCGAGCUGCUCAAGGACCGGCCCGAGCUGCAGACCGCGCUGGAGCGCUCCACCAUGAAGAGGUAG